Chlamydomonas reinhardtii is the source of this 1257-nucleotide messenger RNA. RefSeq lists its product as uncharacterized. Lineage: Eukaryota; Viridiplantae; Chlorophyta; Chlorophyceae; Chlamydomonadales; Chlamydomonadaceae. The transcript is spliced from 2 exons. The record is from RefSeq and is a predicted model, not a curated record. The coding region runs from base 168 to 500 and encodes 110 amino acids.
GCAAUCAAUUUGCACAUCUAACGCCUAGGACUUUGCCUCGAGUUCGCGGGUGUGUUGCACUCUCACUUUGCCCUUCAUUUCCGCGUCGUCCGUGCUCCCAGGAGCUUGGGCUCUAGCGUAUCCGUUGAGAUCCAUCUGGGUAUUGUACCUAGCUCAACUGCAUUAAUAUGGCUUGCAUGAGGAGCGCGCUCUCCACACGUAUGCCAGGAGCCGGCAGCCGGGCACCGGCCACCGUGCCUCGCCUUCCUAGUUCCCGGGCGUCCCCGCUACCACUCCGGAAGCAGGUGGUGCAGGCCAAGCGCGCCACGGAUGCGGACGAGAAGCUCAUUGAGGAGAUGAAGCGCGCGGCCGAGAAGGGCGACGUGCUGGAGGGCGGCGUGGCGGAGGUGGGCGUGAAGAUCCUGGCGGUGGCAGCCAUCGUGGGACUGAUCGUGGUCAUCGGCUACCUCGGCGCGCCGGUGGCGGAGAACACGUUCGGCAUCUUCCCCCGAGCCUCGUGAGAGAUGCGGCACGUGGCGGUGGCGCGUUGCGGUGGCGUUUGGGGGUGGUGGUGGUGUGGCGUGUGGCGGUGGCGGGGUGUGGGCGGGUGUCAGGAUGGCCGGAGCGUGGCUUUCCACAAGGUGUCCGUAUGCGCCGCAUAGCUCCAACUGGACCGGCAGCAUGGCAAUUCGAAGGCACAUGAAAGGAAGGCAAAAAGGAAAGCACGCUGCAGGGGGGCUAUGCGGACGGCGGAUUUACCCCGUUGCUGAUGCAGUAUAAUUGUGACGAAGGCCAGUCGGCGUGCUGUGUGCCGGGGUUGGUAGUUCGGUGGCACGUGCAACUUCGGUACCGCGUGACACAUUUUCUGUAGCAGGUGACAAAGUGCACAUGUAAAUGUCCAUGCCUUAUGAUCGCAAAUCUGUCAGUAAUAGAACAGCGCGUGUUUUUGCAAGCAGAUGGUCACGAGAGUCGGACAUCCCGCUGACAUCCUGCCUUGCAUGGAAAUGGUGCGUGCACCUGAGGAGCCCCGGGGAGAGCUGACAUAGCCCGAAACCCACUACACAAUGACUGCGCAGAGGAAAGUAGACACGGGGCCGGAAAAGGGCGUACGGCCUCAAACCCACAGCCAAAAGGACACCGAAACUGGGCGUAGUGGUGUAACGGCAUGACAAGAUUCCCCAAGUUACUCAGCCGAGCACACUCAACAGACGAGAACCACCCCGGCCGUGAUGUCCAAGCACUCCUGUCGCGCCCGUACGUGUGUAAACGGACAUUCUA